Malus domestica (apple) is the source of this 1906-nucleotide messenger RNA. Its product is annotated as putative pectinesterase 63. Gene Ontology annotation, molecular function: pectinesterase activity. Gene Ontology annotation, biological process: cell wall modification; pectin catabolic process. Lineage: Eukaryota; Viridiplantae; Streptophyta; Magnoliopsida; Rosales; Rosaceae. The record is from RefSeq and is a predicted model, not a curated record.
ACUUCUCCUCUUUGUCCACCCAAACCCUCCUUUUACCCAGAUUCCUCCAACCUCUUCACCUCCUAAUUCGCAACUCAUAAACCAGUAGCCACCUUAAAUAUUUACCUUCCCCAAAAUUCUUGCAUACGUACAACUGUUGUACACAAUUUCCCAACCACAUAACUUGUUACAUAACUCUACCACGUGACACGUUUUUUUUACAUAGAAUACAAAUUCUCUUCUUCCUUGUACCUUCAAGAAAACUCUGAUCACACGAACCAUCCUCAUAACUCGUACACGAGUUAAAUCAAGAAUCAUGACGAGUGUAACAUAUACAAGAGAGAUGCAAGAACUUUUUUCUUUUUCUUGCAUCCUCACCAACACCAAGUUUAUAUAAGCAUAUACAACAAUCCAAAAAAUCAUUUAAAACCAAAGCAUGAAAUUCAGGAACAAGCUGCACGUAUAGCAUUGUGUCCGUACGUCUUUUAUUUUUGUUCUUCCACUUUCUAAAUUCCUUCCCUCUCUAAACAUUCCCACACCACCAACUCCUCACCCAUCAAAUCAAUCAAACCCUAAACAUUUUCAAGAUCCAAGAAUUCACUAAUGGCACCACUAUUAGCAUUUCUUCUGGUUCUCAACAUCUUCAUAAAUUCACCUCAACUCGGGCUGAGUCGCCCCAACCUCAUCCCACCUAACUUCUCCCAACUCGACUCGUGGAUCGCCCACAACAUGAGGGACUACGCCAACCGCAAGGCCACCCAAACCACUCUCCGCUUCGACGCCCAACUUCUCUCUGCCGAGGAAAUUGUCAGAAUCAUAACCGUCAGGAAAGACGGAACCGGCCAAUUCAGAACCGUCACAGACGCAGUCAACAGCAUUCCUUCUGGGAACACAAGGCGCGUCGUGGUUUUCAUCGGCGGGGGCGUGUAUACGGAGAAGGUUCUUGUUGACGCGUCAAAGCCGUUCGUGACGUUUUACGGGGACCAGAACGACGUGCCGUCAAUCACGUUCGAUGGCACGGCGUUGAAGUACGGGACGUGGAAUAGUUCCACGGUGGCGGUGGAGUCCGACUACUUCGUGGCCGUCAAUAUUGCGUUCGUGAAUUCAGCUCCGAUGCCGGACGGAAUAAGGCCGGGGGCACAGGCGGUGGCGAUGAGGAUAUCAGGAGACAAGGCAGCGUUCCACAACUGCAGGUUCAUAGGAUUUCAGGACACGUUAUUGGAUGAUAGGGGGAGACAUUUCUUCAAGGAUUGCCACGUCCAAGGCACGGUCGAUUUCAUCUUUGGCAAUGGCAAAUCCCUCUACUUGAAUAAUACGAUACAUUCAGUUGCAAAUGGUAUGGGGGUGAUAACGGCACAUGCUAGGGAAAAUGUGGAAGACGAUAGUGGUUUUGCGUUUGUGCAUUGCAACAUAACGGGGACAGGUGACACAUUUCUUGGGCGAGCUUGGAGGGAGAGACCUAGGGUUGUGUUUGCUUACGCAUACAUGGGCUCUCUCAUCAAUAAACAAGGAUGGUCUGACUACAUGCAUACCGAGCGCGAUAAGACUGUGUAUUAUGGAGAGUACAAGUGUAUGGGACCGGGUUCGAGCUCAUCGGGUCGGGUCAAGUAUGCAAGAAUGUUAUCUGAUGAAGAAGCAAAGCCCUUUCUCAGCCUGACUUUCAUCAAAGGAACAAAGUGGGUUCUCCCACCUCCCAAGCUCUGAAUUAUAUAUAUGUAUACUGCUCAUAUCAUCAGUAUAUAUAUGUGUGUUCAAUGUAGUAAAUAAAAUGAGGAAUACUAGGUUGAAGGUCAAAGGAAACUAGCCAGGCCAGCAUUAAUGUGCUCUCCUGUAAGUGUCUUACCAUUUGUAUGUAGUUUACCCCAUGUUGUAAGCUUGUAACUUUGCAAGAAAAGCAGAUUAUUUAGUGAAAAUUGGGGUUUCUAUA